Molecule: messenger RNA, 3089 nt
Organism: Scylla paramamosain (green mud crab)
Lineage: Eukaryota; Metazoa; Arthropoda; Malacostraca; Decapoda; Portunidae
Gene: hgo
Product: homogentisate 1,2-dioxygenase-like
Biological process (GO): L-phenylalanine catabolic process
Cellular component (GO): cytoplasm
Molecular function (GO): homogentisate 1,2-dioxygenase activity
Source: RefSeq, a predicted model, not a curated record
GGCGAUGUGCUAGGGGAGCAGUACGGUAACUCAGUAGCUCAGCCGCCCAGCCAUCAGUUCAACACCACCGCCGUCCCGCGCACUCGCACAACACGCGCCGCAGGGUACACACACGCACCCCACCUGUUUUGUUCACUAUGGCCAAGACGGAGGAUUAUAAGUACCUGAGUGGCUUCGGCUCGGAGUUCGCCACUGAGGCCUUACCUGGCGCCUUACCUGAGGGGCAGAACACUCCCCAGGUGUGCCCAUAUGGCCUGUACGCGGAGCAGCUCUCAGGCACGGCUUUCACAGCCCCGCGGGAGACAAACAAACGUACAUGGUUCUACAGGAUUCGCCCUUCAUCCACCCACCGCCCCUUCGCUCCCAUCAAGCACGCUUUUCUGGAGAGUGACUUCAGAAAGAGGCACCCGAACCCAAACCAGCUGAGGUGGAAGCCCUUCGACAUUCCCAAGGAGGAGACGGACUUCGUGGCGGGGCUUCGAACCGUGUGCGGCGCUGGGGACCCUCUCUCUCGCAACGGCUGUGCCAUCUACGUGUACGUGUGCAAUGCCUCCAUGGGGAACUCCGCUAUUUACAACAGCGACGGGGACUUCCUGAUAGUCCCCCAGCAGGGCACUCUGGAGAUCACCACGGAGUUCGGGCGCAUGCGUGUGGCGCCCAAUGAGAUCUGCGUGGUCCAGCAGGGCAUGAAGUUCUCUGUGGGGGUGAGCGGGCCGUCCCGAGGCUACAUCCUGGAGGUCUACAACGGCCAUUUCGUCCUCCCCAACCUCGGCCCUAUCGGUGCUAACGGCCUGGCCAGCCCCCGUGACUUCCUGACCCCCGUGGCGUGGUAUGAGGACCGGGAUGUCAGCGAAUACCGGACCAUUUCUAAGUACCAGGGCCACUUGUUUGAGUCCAUCCAGGACCACUCCCCCUUCGACGUGGUGGCGUGGCACGGGAAUUAUGUACCCUACAAGUACGACCUCAAGCACUUCAUGGUCAUCAACGCCACUGCUUUUGACCACGCGGACCCCUCUAUCUUCACGGUGCUCACCUGCCCCAGCACCAAACCAGGCACUGCUAUCGCUGACUUCGUGAUCUUCCCCCCGCGCUGGGCAGUACAAGAACACACCUUCAGGCCCCCCUACUACCACCGUAACUGCAUGAGUGAGUUUAUGGGCCUGAUCUUCGGUAACUACGAGGCCAAGGAGGAGGGGUUCAUGCCUGGGGGGGCCUCGCUACACUCCAUGAUGACGCCCCACGGUCCGGACGCCCAGUGCUUCGAGACUGCCUCUACAGUGGAAUUGACGCCUGUGAGAGUGGCUGACGGCACGCAGUCCUUCAUGUUCGAGACGUGUCUGGGCCUGGGACUGACUGACUGGGGCGAGGAGAAGUGCUGCAAGGUGGAUGCAGACUACUACAAAUGCUGGCAGGGGCUGAAGAAGAAUUUUGACCCCAACUGGAAGCCCACACCCAAAGCUUAAUGCGCUUUCCUUCCUUCUUUUGUUUCCUCGUUUCCAUUUUCUUCGCGUUCUUUCCACUUCGUCUUUUUUUCUUUUCCUUCUUUUCUUAAUUUUAUUUCUGGUCUCGACGUCUCUUCGUGGUUUUCAUUCCUUUUCCUUCUUUUUUUCUUUUUCUUCUUCUUCCUCUGGUUUCUUCUUUUCCAUUUUCUUUGUGUUAUUUUUUUUCUUCUCCCUACCCUCUUCGCCUCCUUUCCUAAAGUUUUGUAUGUUACCUUCCUUCUUUUUCUUCUUUUUCUUCCUUCUCUCUCUUUCUUUCUGGUCUUUUCAUCUCGUCUUCUUGUUCUUUUUUUCACUUUGUUCUUUCAUUGUUUCUCUCUUUUCCCUUCUUCGUCUUCUAGUCUCCUUUCCUUUGUUUUGUUUUUUUUCUCUCUCUCUUUCUCAUCUUGUCUUAUUCUAUUUUUUCUUAUUUUUCUUUACCCUUCAUUAGCUCUUCGUUGCCUUUUCCUUCGUGUCCUUUAUCAUUCUGUCCUUUUCUUCUUCCUCUUCCUCUACUCAUCCUCGUCUUCUUUCCUUCAUGUCCGUUUUCAUUCUGUUCGGUCCGUGUGUCUGUCUGUACGUGUCUGUCUAUAUCUAUCUGUUUCUUGUGGCUGUGAUUCAAAAGGUAGAUUUGUAACAGUAUUGAGGUAUAUUAGAUUCUCUCUCUCUCUCUCUCUCUCUCUCUCUCUCUCUCUCUCUCUCUCUCUCUCUCUCUCUCUCUCUCUCUCUCUCUCUCUCUCUCUCUCUCUCUCUUAAUCUUCUUAAUUUUUUUCUUCUCCUUUUUCUUCUUUAUGUUUUGAGUUUUGCAUAUUUGCCUGUAUUUUCUCUGGGUUUCCUUCUUGCUUUCCUUUUCUAUGUUUUAUGGCCCAUCUGGUUUAGAUUUUUGUUAUUAUUAUUGUUGUUAUUAUUAUUGUUAUUAUUAUUAUUAUUAUUAUUAUUAUUAUUAUUAUCAUCAUUAUCAUUGUUAUUAUUAUCAUUCAGAUUUUUUUUUGUGAUGUACUAUAAAAUCUUCUUUCUUUUCUCCCUUUUUCUUUCUUUCUCUCAUAUUUUUUUUGGAAGCUUUUACAAUUUACUUUUCUUUUUUUAAUAUUUUUUGGGGGAAAACCUUUAUUAUUUUUUACAAUAGACUUCGAAAAAAAAAUCACCCUACAAAAUUUUAAUCGAAUAUAUUAGUAUAGUUUCUCUGUUGAUUAAAAUGAGUAUACGGAAACCAAACCGAUUAUAAUAUAGUAUUUCAAUUGACUGUAUACGUAUAGGGCGCCAUAGCUAUACAUUUAUCCAUAUAUUCCUCAGUGCCAUAGAAAAAACUGUACAUGGGUCUUGGGAGUCUGUCUAGAUGCGCCUGUAUAGUGGGAGACAUAAGGCGUGCCACAUCCUGCAUCUGCUCCCACUGUGUUAAGCUGAGAGUGUGGAUUAGAGGGGCAGGUGGAGGUGGAUUAGGUGGAAAAGGAAGUGGAGAAGAUAAGGAAGAAGAAAAAGCGAUGUUUGUUAUUUUUGUCACCAUAUUUUUCUCCGUUUUCGAUUUGUUUUCCCUUUCCUCUCCCUCUACUUCUUUUCUCCCUUCUCCCACCACAACCACCACCACCACCACCAACAACAACAACAACAGAA